CUAGAACACAAAAUAAUGUUUAGUAAGUUGAUUUUCUGGUCCCUGUUCGUAAUCAGUGCUAGUGGGAGUAAGUGUAAUAGUAAAAAUUGUAAUGCUAACACCAGAAUCGUGCAAGGAGAGAUCAGUGAGCAAAAUAUUAGACCAUUUCAGAUAGCACUAUACUCUCGCGUGGGGACGACAGGAGAGUUGGGAUUCUGCGGCGGGUCGCUGCUCAGCCAGGAAUGGGUGAUCACAGCAGCCCACUGUUGCUUCCACAAUGGAGAACAAGUUAAUCACGUUCAGGCAAUUCUCGGCGCUCAUUCCCUGUACGACCGCUACGAGAACGGGCGACGAGUGAUAAACGUGGCAGAAGUAGUGGUCCACCCGGACUACGACCCUACGACGUUUGCUAAUGACAUCGCACUGCUCAGGCUUGCUAACCUUGUUCAGAUUACUGAUACCGUGCAGCCAGUCCAGCUUCCCUACCGUAGCAUAGCGACGCACAAUUUAGCUGGAUUUGCUGCUAUUGUAUCAGGAUGGGGGAUAGCAGUUGAUGGGGCGCCAUACGUGUCACCGCUUCUCCGGCAGAAACAAAUGACUGUGAUAACAGAUCCUCUGUGUAACAGAACUCUGUUCAACCAGCUCACUGAAAAUGUUAUUUGCGGGAGCAACGAAACCGGCGGCACUUGCAAGGGAGACAACGGUGGACCUAUGACAAUAGUUCUUAAUGAAGUGGAUAUAUUGGUGGGUGUAGCGUCCUUUGUGAGUGCAACUGGCUGCAACAGCAACAUGCCGUCAGUGUUCACACGAGUGCAGCGGUACCUCGACUGGAUCAGCGAUGUCACCGGAGUGCCUAUCCUGGACUACAAAACAAUUUUCAUAUCUCCUAAAAUGCGUGCUCUUGUAUUGUUCGGUCUGGCGCUGGUGGUAUCCGCAACGGCCGUAGACGUUUCGGUGUCAUACCACGACACCAUUGGUAUUCCCACCGCGGCGAAGAUAAAGGCUUACGAAGAUGCUUAUUUUGCGAACCGAGGAAAAGACGAAAAAAUUAUUGGAGGUGUACAUGCUCCCGUCGACGCUCAUCCAUACUUCGCCGGUCUGCUGGUAAGUUUCAUUGGCCAAGCUAACAGAUCAGUUUGCGGCUCCUCUCUUAUCUCGUCCAACCGCCUGGUGACUGCCGCUCACUGCUGGAGGGACUCUCAAAAGCAGGCCUGGCAGUUUGAAGUCAUCCUUGGAUCAAUUUUCUUGUACAGUGGUGGUAUCAGGAUCAAUACUAACCAGGUCUACACGCACCCUCAAUGGAAUCCCUUUAACCUUAACAAUGAUGUCGCUAUGAUCUAUCUUCCUGUUAGUGUAUCGAACGCACCCGGUAUCGCGCCUAUCAGCCUUCCACAGAACAAUGAGUUGUGGCAGACAUUCGUGGGACAGUGGGCUACUGCUGUUGGCUUCGGGAAAACUAGCGACCAACAAACAGGUUCAUCGACUGUAGUGAGCCACGUAGGCUUGCAGGUCAUGAAUGUGGCGCAAUGUCAACAAAUCUACAACAACCCACAGCAAGGUUUAUUCUACGUGGUGGCCAGCACGCUGUGCACCGCCGGCUGGGGCGGCGUCGGCAUCUGCGGCGGAGACUCCGGCGGACCUCUCGUCACCAACUUCAAUGGAAGAAAUAUUCUCAUUGGUGUAAGCUCAUUUGCCGCCCACAACGCUUGUCAGCAUGGUCACCCUUCGGCCUUCGCUCGUGUCACCAGCUUCAUCAAUUUCAUCAACCAGCACAUCCAGUAUGACCUCGAGAUCAAAAAAGAUUACAUAGGCUUGGGUCUGAUUAGAUCUGAUUUAAUUGACAUCAAGUAUAUAAGUGAAGUAGGUAUGGCCAGUUCGUUGUCUAACAUAUUUGAGAGAAACAUGAGGGCUUUAGUGUUGGUAGGUUUUGCGCUGGUGGCGUCGGCGUCUGCCUUGGUGGACGUGAACGUAGGAUACCAUGAGGCGGUCGGCAUCCCCACCGCGGAGAAGAUCAGACUCGCGGAGAAAGAGAUGAUGAGCGCCAAGGAAGAGAGAGUUGUAGGUGGGGCGUUGGCUCCCACUAAUUCUCAUCCUUAUUUCGCUGGUCUUUUGAUCUCUCUGCUUGGCAUCUCCGGUAACUCAGUAUGCGGGUCUUCCUUGCUCUCUCAAAACCGGCUGGUGACCGCUGCUCACUGCUGGAACGACGGCCGCAACCAGGCCACACAGUUCCUCGUCAUCCUCGGCUCCAAGCUCCUCUUUUUCGGCGGAACCCGCAUCCCCACCUCGAACGUCAUCAUGCACCCCCAGUAUUUCUCGGGCAACUUUAACAACGACAUCGCUAUGAUCUAUCUGCCCUACAACAUUUUCUACACCGGCAGUAUCCAGCCCAUCAGCCUUCCUAACUCGUCGGAGCUGUGGGACAGCUUUGUCGGCAACUGGGCUGUAGCUGCUGGUUUUGGCAGGACUAGCGACGCUCAAGCCGGUGCUUCAACGGAAGUGAGCCACGUGACCCUGCAGGUGAUCAGCGUGGCUCAGUGCCAGGCCGUGUUCGGCAACUACUUCGUGGUCCAGAGCACCAUCUGCACCAACGGCGCCGGCGGCGUCGGGAUCUGCGGCGGAGACUCCGGCGGACCUCUCGUACUCAACCGCGGCGGACGCACUAUUCUUAUCGGUGUGAGCUCGUUUGUUGCCGACGACGGCUGCCAGCUCGGCUACCCCUCUGCCUUUGCUCGUGUCACCAGCUUCAACAACUUCAUCAACCAGCACAUGUAAACGAUACGGAACGAUCGUUGAAAGAUAUAGAAUUAAAAUAUAAUAAACAAGGAACAUGGGACUAUAUGAUUUCGAGAUGACAGGUCUAAGUAAUGUAACUUAUCGAAACGAAAUGUCAUUUCCAUACAUUUGAGAGUAGAAUUCUACAGUUCUUACUGCUUAUUAGAGAUGACAUCAGAAGGCUUGGUUAAUGUUUCAUUACGAGUACUUUAAAAAGAAAAGAACACGAAUAGAGCACUUGACAUGUUUGGAAAUGACAUUCCUUUCAGACAUACAGUUUAACAAACUGAAAUGGUUCAGUAAAGCGGUAGCGGUUAGCCAUAUGUUAUUUGUAUACAGGCCAAAGCGAUCCACGGUCCGUGAUGAUUGAAAAUAAAUUAAAAAGUGAUAAAAGGUAAA
Molecule: messenger RNA, 3150 nt
Organism: Trichoplusia ni (cabbage looper)
Lineage: Eukaryota; Metazoa; Arthropoda; Insecta; Lepidoptera; Noctuidae
Product: transmembrane protease serine 9-like
Exons: 18
Coding region: 16-2751 (911 amino acids)
Biological process (GO): proteolysis
Molecular function (GO): serine-type endopeptidase activity
Source: RefSeq, a predicted model, not a curated record